Pseudopodoces humilis (Tibetan ground-tit) is the source of this 4505-nucleotide messenger RNA. The record is from RefSeq and is a predicted model, not a curated record. NCBI's taxonomy places the organism in Eukaryota, Metazoa, Chordata, Aves, Passeriformes, Paridae.
AUGUGUCAUUUCCUACUUUUAUUUUUUUUCCCCCAGCAAGUAUUCAGUCUGUAUGAAAAAGCUUGGUCUGGUUCACCUGUGCAGUUUGCUUGGCAGAAAACUUUGGGAAAUUUUCUUGCUGUAACAGGAGGUGAUCAUGCUGUAAAAAUUUAUGAUCGUCAUGGUCAGAAGAGAAAUGAAAUCAGCCUGCCAGGCAACUGUGUUGCUAUGGACUGGGAUAAGGAUGGAGAUACUUUAGCAGUAAUCACAGACAAAUCUAGCACCAUAUUUCUGUGGGAUGCAAUCACAAACAAAACAAGCCAAGUAGACAGUGGCAUGAGGGAUGCAAUGUCUUUCUUGUUAUGGUCUCGAGUUGGAGCUUUACUUGCUGUUGGAACAACAAAGGGAAACUUACUCAUAUAUAACCGUCAGACUUCUCGCAAGAUUUCUGUUCUUGGUAAACACACUAAGAGGAUUACUUGUGGCUGUUGGAGUAUUGAAAACCUCCUUGCUUUAGGUGGUGAAGACAAAAUGAUUACUAUAAGCAAUCAGGAAGGGGAUACUAUAAGACAGACCUCAGUCAGCUCAGAUCCCAGUGACAUGCAGUUCUCAGUUAUGAAGACUGAUGAAAGAGUUUCAACCAGGGAAAGCACAGUAAGCGUAGUGGUUGGCAAGAAGACUCUCUUCCUUUUCAAUUUGAAUGAUCCUGAUAACCCAAUUGAUCUGAAAUUUCAGCAGCCUUACGGCAAUAUUGUAAGGUACAAAUGGUAUGGUGAUGGCUAUAUUAUGAUUGGUUUCUCACAAGGUUGUUUUGUAGUCAUUUCUACACACAUUCGUGAAAUAGGACAAGAAGUCUUUCAAGCUCAUAAUCAUAAGGAUCAUCUAAGCAGCAUUGCUAUAUCACAAUCAUUAAACAAAGCUGCAUCAUGUGGAGACAAUUGCGUCAAAAUCCAUGAUUUGACAGAUAUGAGAGAAAUGUAUGCCAUAAUAAACUUGGAUGAUGAAAACAAAGGUGUAGAUCAGAUGGCUUGGACAGAUGAUGGACAGCUGUUGGCAGUAUCUACACGAAGAGGAUCCCUCCAUGUUUUCUUGACAAAGCUUCCAAUCCUUGGAGAUGCUUGCAGUACACGGAUUGCAUACCUCACUUCUCUUCUUGAAGUCACCAUAGCAAAUCACGUGGAGAGCGAGCUACCAGUCACAGUCUCUGUUGAAGUAGAGCCCAGUUUUGUCGCUAUUGGUGUUUAUCAUUUGGCUGUAGGAAUGAACAAUCGGGCUUGGUUUUAUGCACUUGGAGAGAAUAAUGUGAAAAAACUUAAAGAUGUGGAAUACUUGGGGACAGUAGCAAGUAUGCACCUUAAUUCCGAUUAUGCUGCUGCUCUCUUUGAGGGUAAAGUCCAGUUACAUAUGAUAGAAAGUGAGGGUUUGAGUGCUCAGGAAGAACGAGAAACUCGACUUUUCCCAGCAGAUGAUGAUAAGUACCAAAUUUUGUGCCAUGCUUUAACUAGUGACUUCCUCAUAUAUGGUACAGAUACUGGAGUUAUUCAUUAUUUCUACAUUGAAGACUGGCAAUAUGUGAAUGAAUAUCGACAUCCUGUCAGUGUGAGAAAGGUUUUUCCAGAUCCCAAUGGAACCAGAAUGGCUUUCAUAGAUGACAAAAGUGAUGGCUUUGUCUAUUGCCCGGUAAAUGAUAAAGUUUAUGAAAUUCCAGACUUCUCACCAACCAUUAAAGGAAUCCUGUGGGAAAAUUGGCCAAUGGAUAAAGGUGUUUUUGUUGCUUUUGAUGAUGAUAAAGUAUACACUUACGUUUUUCAUAAGGAUACCAUUCAAGGAUCAAGGAUUAUUUUGGCAGGAGGCACAGAAGUCCCCUAUUCCCAUAAACCUUUGUUGUUGUAUAAUGGAGAAUUAACUUGUCAGACUCAGAGUGGGAAAACAAACAAUAUCUAUUUAAGUACUCACAGUUUCCUUGGCAAUUUGAAAGACUUUGGACCCGAUGUGCUGAGACAAAUGCUUACUCAGACUCUAAUGUUGAAAAGGUUUUCUGAAGCAUGGGAGGUUUGCAGACUUCUGAAUGACCAGUCUUGUUGGAGUGAGCUGGCCAAAGCUUGCUUACAUCAUAUGGAGGUGGAUUUUGCAAUACGUGUUUAUCGAACAUCUGGUAAUGCUGGGAUGGUGAUGUCACUAGAGCAAGUAAAGGGAAUAGAAGACCACAACCUUUUAGCAGGACAUCUUGCAAUGUUUACUAGUGAUUUUAAUCUGGCUCAGGAUUUGUAUCUGGUGUCCUCCUGUCCUGUUGCUGCUCUUGAGAUGCGAAAAGACUUGCAGCACUGGGACAGAGCACUUCAGCUGGCUAAGCGUCUGGCCCCAGACCAAAUCCCUUUCAUAUCAAAGGAAUAUGCAGUGCAGCUUGAAUUCAUGGGUGAUUAUGUUAAUGCUUUGGCCCAUUAUGAGAAGGGAAUCACUGGAAACAAUAAGGAACAUGAUGAAAUUUGCCUUGCUGGAGUGGCUCAAAUGUCCAUUCGAAUGGGAGAUAUCCGUCGAGGGGUAAACCAGGCCAUUAAACAUCCCAGUAGGUCACUAAAAAGAGACUGUGGAGCUAUUCUGGAGAAUAUGAAGCAAUUUUCAGAAGCUGCUCAGCUGUAUGAAAAGGGACAAUAUUAUGACAAGGCAGCAUCAGUAUACAUCCGGUGUAAAAACUGGGCAAAGGUUGGUGAACUUCUUCCUCAGGUUUCAUCUCCAAAGAUUCACCUACAAUAUGCAAAGGCCAAGGAAGCAGAUGGCAGGUACACAGAAGCUGUGAUAGCUUAUGAACAUGCAAAACAAUGGGAUAGUGUAAUUCGAGUAUAUUUGGAUCACCUAAAUAAUCCUGAAAAGGCUGUUAAUAUUGUGAGAGAAACACAGUCUCUUGAAGGAGCAAAGAUGGUGGCCAGAUUCUUUCUGCAGCUUGGUGACUAUGGUUCUGCUAUUCAGUUCCUGGUUUUGUCCAAAUGUAAUAAUGAAGCUUUCACAUUGGCUCAACAACACGACAAGAUGGAGAUUUAUGCUGAUAUCAUCAGUUCUGAAAGUACUACCAACGAAGAUUAUCAGAGCAUUGCACUAUAUUUUGAAGCAGAAAAGAAACAUUUUCAGGCGGGGAAAUUUUUCUUGCUGUGUGGUCAAUAUGGACGGGCAUUAAGACACUUCCUGCAAAGUCCAAGCACAGAAGAUAACUUGGCUAUGGAAAUGGCAAUUGAAACAGUGGGACGGGCAAAAGAUGAAGCCCUAACAAAUCAGCUGAUUGACUAUCUUAUGGGAGAGGGGGAUGGCAUGCCCCAGGAUGCCAAGUACCUGUUCCGCUUGUACAUGGCCCUAAAGCAGUACCGAGAUGCUGCCAGAACUGCCAUAAUAAUUGCCAGGGAGGAGCAGUGUUCAGGAAACUAUCGAAAUGCACGUGACGUUCUUUUCAGUAUGUAUUCAGAGUUAAAGACCCAGAAGAUUAAAAUCUCUUCUGAGAUGGCUACAAACCUUAUGAUUCUACACAGCUAUAUUUUAGUGAAGAUUCACGUGAAACGUGGUGAUCACAUGAAGGGAGCACGGAUGCUUAUACGUGUAGCCAACAACAUCAGCAAGUUCCCAUCACAUAUUGUGCCAAUUUUGACUUCAGCUGUGAUUGAGUGUCACCGAGCAGGAUUGAAAAACUCAGCCUUCAGUUUUGCUGCUAUGUUGAUGAGACCUGAGUAUCGGAGUAAAAUAGAUCCAAAAUACAAAAAGAAAAUUGAAACAAUGGUCAGACGUCGGGACACGUCUGAGAGAGAAGAGCCAACAACAGCCUGUCCCUACUGUGCCUUCCAGCUCCCAGAAUGUGAACUACUGUGUCCCAGCUGUAAAAACAACCUUCCAUACUGCAUUGCAACUGGUCGGCACAUGGUAUGUGAUGACUGGACAGUUUGCCCACAUUGUGACUUUCCUGCCCUCUACUCAGAAUUCAAAAGCAUGUUACAGACUGAAAAUGUGUGUCCCAUGUGUUCUGAACGGAUUAACAUUGUUGAUCUUAAGAAAAUAAAUGACUGUACAGAGUACCUCAAACUAGAAGAUGAGGACCAAUAAAUUCAGGUUUGUGUUGGCUGGCAAAGCAGCAAGGAAAGCUCUAUCCCUACUUCACACAUCUCUUCCCCAGAAAGGCCUAAUAACAGCCAUGUCACUUCUAUUUUGUGAUAUCUGUAACUAUUUAGCUUUUGAUAAAUUUUGUACUUUAGUUUAUUACUAUAAUAAAGCUGAUAAUUACUACAAACAAAAUCUGCAUUUUAUCUGCACCUAAGACAGAACACAGGGCCAUCUUUAGAAUGUGAGCGGCAGGAAGAAAACCACCUCCCUACCGUUCUCUUCUUCAUUAUCAGUUCUGAACUGUUUUGAAUAUUUUUAAUUAAACAUUUUUUACUCUUUAAAUAUUCCUUUCUGGUUUUGAUUAAAGAUAUAACUUGUUCAAGUACAGGCUACUCAAGCUUUGGAAGUAAAUCCCUCACUGCUUUUCUGUGUCUCUAACUGAACAA